Molecule: messenger RNA, 549 nt
Organism: Cylicostephanus goldi
Lineage: Eukaryota; Metazoa; Nematoda; Chromadorea; Rhabditida; Strongylidae
Source: the annotation of a GenBank genome assembly
AUGGUUGCUUUGAGAAAUCGAAGAAUAGGAGGAUCUGCUGGAAAAGCGACCGACGAAGAUGACGAGUGUUUUGAGAUCAUAACCUCUGAUCAGAAGCACUGGGAAUUUUGUGUGGCAGCCGAAGAGCGCGAUGCUUGGGUAGCUGCUAUCGAGGAGCAAAUAGAGAAGGCGCUUCAAAAUCAAAUGAGUAAGCCUAGCACGAGAGCGAAAGGUGGCAAAGAGGAGGUUCUUGCUUUGCGUCGAUUACCUGGCAAUGACCGCUGUGCUGAUUGUGGCCAGACAGCACCAGAUUGGGCAAGCCUCAAUCUUGGUAUUCUGAUUUGUAUCGAAUGUUCUGGUACGCAUCGUAACCUUGGAUCGCAUAUCUCGAGUUCGACUAAGCAUCACCCAAAAACAUUGGACAUUUUUAGAGUACGUUCCCUGGACCUGGAUUCGUGGCCAGUGGAGUUUUUUGCAAUCAUGCAGGCAAUAGGAAAUGAUGCUGCGAAUCGGUUGUGGGAGUAUCAUGCUCCAGCAGAUCGACGGCCUCAGCCGGACAGUCCACUGUGA